This is a messenger RNA of Ostreococcus lucimarinus CCE9901, 534 nucleotides long. RefSeq lists its product with no specific name. The transcript has a single exon. The coding region runs from base 1 to 534 and encodes 177 amino acids. The record is from RefSeq and is a predicted model, not a curated record. Lineage: Eukaryota; Viridiplantae; Chlorophyta; Mamiellophyceae; Mamiellales; Bathycoccaceae.
AUGCUCGGCGCGGGAGGGUGUUUCGUACUCGGGUCGGACGCGGUCCACGAGCGACGUCACGGUUGGGCGAGCGUAGAAGACUCGCGCGAGCGCUGUACUGACCGAUUUCGCUUCGUUUUUACGUCGUCACGCAGGAUGUUCGAGACCUUCUCCUUCUUGCCGCCGCUCUCCGACGCCGAAAUCUCCAAGCAAGUGCAAUACUUGUUGAACAACGGCUGGACCCCGUGCAUCGAGUUCGAAGACUCCGCGCACGCGUACACCGACGGCCACGGCUGGGCGAACAUGGACACCUCCAUCAACGCCGGUUACUACGACAACCGUUACUGGGUUAUGUGGAAGCUCCCCAUGUACGGCUGCCAAAACCCGGAUGAAGUCAUUGCGGAAAUCAACACCUGCAUCAAGUGCUUCCCGGAUUGCUACGUCCGCGUCGCUGGCUUCGACAACAUCAAGCAAGUGCAAUGCUCCGCGUUCUUGGCUCACCGCCCGGCGUCCGAAGCUGCGUGCGCCGUUGACCAGCGCCAAGUCCAAGGGUAA